AUGCUCGUUGCCCUCAUAGUAGCCAUUGGCUUGGGUAUUAUGAAUGGUUUCCAAGUCAGCUACGGUACUGGACGGCAAUCUAAAGAUCUCAACUUCGACCACUUCUUGAUACCCACUCUCAAACACUGGUACGCAUACCAAUUGGUCUACCCAUGGGCGCUGUUCUGCGUGAAAGCCAGCAUCUUAGCACUAUACCAUCGGAUCUUCACGCACCACAGCUUUCGACGCUGGAUAUAUUAUGCUGCAGGCUUCAUCAUCAUACAGACCAUCACUGUUACUUUCAUCAACGCUUUCGAAUGUGGCACCAAGCCCUCCCGAGCCUGGUCGGCCAAGUUCCCAGAAGGCUGCAAUGAUAUGCCAAGGACGUACUUCGCUAUGGCAUCCGUGAACAUUGUCACCGACAUAGUUAUCUUGAUCAUGCCGUUCAAAGUCUUCAAGCAACUCAACAUGCACCCACGAAAGCGCUCUUCUAUCAUGCGCCUCUAUGCACUCUACGUCUUCGCCGUAUCCAAAGACAUCCCAUACGACGACAUCUUCAUCCUCCUCCUCUCCCAGAUCGAAGUGAACGUAGCCAUGAUCUCCGCCUCCGCGCCUGCCUACCGACCCCUCUUCAACAAGGUCUUCUCUUCAUCCUCUUCGUCACCCUACGUUCGACCCGCCAGCGACUAUCCCACAGUCGGCAGUGGAAGGCCAGCUUACACUCGACGACGGAAAGCUUCGCGCGAUCAGAUGGAAUUAUUUUCGGUGCUAUCGACGGGGAAGAGGGCGAGCAAAACCCAUGUAAGAAACACGAGCGAAGAAAGUAUCCUGGGUGAGGAGGGCAUAAGGAAGACGAUUGAUGUCAGAGUCAUUGAAGAAGAGGAAAAGGAGAGACAGAAUGGGGAUGAUAGGAACGAUAAGAAUGAUCCAGCGUAUUGGCGAGGUGUAUGA
Molecule: messenger RNA, 930 nt
Organism: Alternaria novae-zelandiae
Lineage: Eukaryota; Fungi; Ascomycota; Dothideomycetes; Pleosporales; Pleosporaceae
Exons: 6
Coding region: 1-930 (309 amino acids)
Source: RefSeq, a predicted model, not a curated record